AUCCGGCUGGUAGGGGGAGUGCCCAGCUGCUGCGUGUCGCUAACCUGAGUCUAGGGCAGUAGCUGUCUUUGACAGACGCACAGUGCGAGGUGCGAGAUAAUAGUUCGUACAUCCAUCAUCCUGCGUGCGUGCUCUGAUACUUGUGAAUGUGUGUGGGUGAAUUGACUCGCGUCAAGUGCCAGUAGAACGUUUAGCCUUUAUACCCAUUUAGAAAGGUUUGAUUUACAAAGGUAUGGAAUCUGCGAGAAAGCAAGUUUUGAAUGAAGACAAAAGAAGAGGUAAAAAACGUCACUUGCGUCUGAAUGCAGUUCGAAAGAAAAGGAAAUGGAACAAAGGGAAAGUUUUACGUUUAGUUGACGGCAGGCUGCGUUACGUGAAAAACCAUGAAACAAGGUUUUCCAACUAUACUUCACAUGAGUCUUUCAGUACAUCCAAACACGCGGGGAAUAUAGAAAAUGCUGUUGAAAGGAAAACCCAGACAGACAGUGAGACUUGCUACAUAACGUUGUCUCCAGCAAGGUGUUCCACCUCUCCCGGCGAUACUGCUUCACAUGAUCAAGUAGACAUCGAUGGAGCAGGUUGUUCGUAUUGGACAAACGAAAUAUUGGCGACACCGCAGAAAGUCACAACUACUGAUUAUCCUACAGAAGAAUAUGAUGUUACUGGAAUAUUUUCAGACACGGAACAAGAGUCAAAAUCGGUCACAAGUGACUACGCUCAGCUUCUUGAAGGCGUGGAGAAACUUUCGUCACCAGCAUCUUCACCCGAACAAACCUCUCCUAAAAAAACUUUCAGCUCUGAAUCAUCAACCUUUCCGAUACAAGGCCGUCGACUGUUUGAUGUUGACUUUCUAUUCAAAGAAAUGUCGCGCAUCAGCCAACAUAACAAAAUGUUUCAGUGUUCGUUUGAAAAUAUGCGAUUAAUAAAAGAACAUAAAAAUGGAAUGAUAAGUAAAUUUGAUUUCAAGUGUAAUAUGUGUGGUACUGUUGAAUCUAUUUUCUCGGAGGACCCCCAAACAAAUAAAGUCAACUGUAACAUGGCAUGGGUGAACAGUAUGUUGUUAACGGGCCAAAGUUUUACACAGUUACAAGACAUAACUUCAACUUUGGAAAUGCCUUGCAUGGCCAAGGAGACUUUCAACAAAUGUCAAAAAUCCCUAUCUUCUGUUAUACACGAUGUCGCAUGUCAAAGUAUGGAAGCCGCUGGCAAAGAAGAAGCAAGAUUGGCAGUAGAAAAUGGCAGUGUGGAUGUCGACGGAGUUCCUCUCAUAGCAGUUGUCACUGAUGGAGCUUGGUGUAAACGAUCGUAUGGAAACAAAUAUGAUGCUCUUUCUGGGGUGGUAAGUUUGUGUAUUACGUAAUCUUAUUGCGUGUUGAAUAAUAAUUUGUAGGCAAUCUGUGUUAUAUCAGUAAUUAUGUAUUAUUAGUAACUAAAAUAAGUUCAUGACAGUGUGAACAACACGUAAUAGUUAUUUUGUUAAUAUUUCCUUCUUUUGUAGAUAAAUGCGACAAUUUAAAUUCUUUAUAAGUGCAAACAUUGUAUAGUUAUUUUGUGAUAGACCUGUUUGCUAGUAUGAAAGUCUUUUAGGCCUACCGGCAUAGAGCCAUAUACUUAGAGCCUAUUGACAUAAUGCCAGACAUUCGAAAUAAUGUAAUUAUCCUGAUUAUACAAUGUUCGUUACCUUACAUUAAGUUUUACAGCGAACAGAUUAAAUAUGCUUGUUUUUUUUUCUUAUAGGCUUGCAUAGUAGGAAAAGAAACAAAAAAAGUUAUCUUCGCAAGCACUAGGAAUCGAUACUGCUGCAUAUGUUCACGAGCAAACAGUAAAAAUGAGACGCCAAAGGACCACGUCUGUUUCAAAAAUUGGAACAAGUCUUCAAAUGCCAUGGAAUCUGACAUCAUAGUGGAAGGUUUCAAAUGCAGUGUUUCCAUGCAUAACCUGAAAUAUCAUCAGCUGAUUGGUGAGUCACAAGGUGAUCAGUUAAUUUCAGAUGUUAUUAAUUAUUAUGUAUUUGUGUCGAUCGUAUAUUUUCGAAAUAAUUUCAAUGCCGUGUGGUAUUUAAUGUUUUUAUUUCCGACGUCGCACGUUUCAUAUGUUUUCAUACAAUGCUGCAUAUUGUAACGAACUGAAAUGUAGCGCUUUUGUAACAGCUACUUCCUAAAUAUACAGAAAGGUAUUAGCUCUACAAUGUUUAUAAAUGUAACCUCGCGAAGAGUAGGUACUAAAUAUUGUGAACUAUAUGAAAAUAGUUAGCCUCAGAGCAGUAACCGAGCGCUCUGAUAUGCCUACAAGAAGAACGUGCAUAUGUGGCCAUUUCGAGUUAAAAAUGAUUUGGUAGUUUUCUGUAGGUAUUUUUCAGUGAGCCAUUGUAUGUAAGUAGUUGUGUUAAUUAAAGAAAUGUUGUCUUGCACUUGUAUUUCAUACCCCAAAAAUAGCAUAGCCAUACAAUUCAGAGCCUACCACUAUGUUAAUAUAUGUACUUCUUUGAGGGCUUAACUGCAGAUUUAUGUCUUGGUAUGGUUCUUAGGAAUAUUUUUUAAAGGGUAUGCAAGGUAUAAAGUUUUCCAUUUAGCCGAAAAAAGGACCCAAAAAUAUUGUAAAGUAUGCGGCCUUAGUUUUAAUAUUUGUGAGAAAUAGAGUAUUGAAGUCUUAUCUUGUUUAAGGCCAUGUUACAGCGUUUAACGGCCCUUCAAAAACAAUAAUUUUUAAUCAAUGUUUUGUCUAUACAGAAAAAUCACCCAGUUUUAACAAUACCACCUUAAACGUUUUAUUAAAGUAUUGUCAUACCAAUAAACAUAACAGUUUUUUUCCAAUAUUUCUAAAUAAGUUAACGCCAAUUUUUUGCCCGAAAAUGAGAUAAAGAAUGACAAAAUAAUGUAUGCGGCCGAAUUAUACGUGGUAGAUUUAAAUAGCUUCUAAGGAUUUGUUCACAGUUUCAUUUCACGGAGUCAUGAAUUUUCUCAAUUCAUUACAUUGGAAACUAACUGAUAAAUUUAACUCAUUUUCGAAACGCUGCAACAUGGCCUUGUAUUUUUUUUCGUAUAUAAAUAAAUACCUAUACAUUUAUCACAUUAGUACGUAGCGUGUUGUAAACAUUUUCAGGAGAUGGCGAUAGCAGCAUUAUGACCCAGUUGGUGAAGGCUCAGCCAUAUGGUCCAAAUUUUACAAUCACCAAAAUUGAAUGUACUAACCACAUACUGCGAAAUUACCUUCGAAGGAUACGUUGUAUUGCUCAAAAGACGAAAAACGAAAUUGGUUCCGUUUCUCCUGUUCUACGAAAGGCUGUAUCUGACAAACAACUCCGCCUUCGAGCUGCAGUCACCGGAGCUGUGCAGCAUAGGCGUGCUCAAAAAGAGUUUCCAAUUCACAGAAAAAUUGAGGAGUUAAAACUUGACAUUUACAAUGGUCCAUUUCACGUAUUUGGUGACCACUCAGGAUGCGCAAUUAGAGGUUAUUUCUGUAGCGGAUUGAAAGAAAACGAGGAAAACCUUGUACCGCCUCUUCAAGAGGCAGGUAUAUGGUCAGAAAUAAUAGCAGCUCGAAACAUUGUUGCACAUCAUGCUGUAAGCCUUUUACAUAAUGUCAAUACUAAUACAGCAGAGUCUUUCAAUAAUGUGGUUUGCAAGCAUGUUUCAAGUAAACGAGUAAACUUUUGUUUGAGUGGUGGCUACCAAACAAGAAGCGAGCUCUCUGUAAUUUCUUUUAAUUCAGGUCCUCAAACACAGUCCUUUAUCCAUAAAGGUUUAACAAACAGUAGUCCUGGAAACAUCACUAAAGCUCACAUACAGCGCAAGGAACGUUCAUCAGAGAAAAGAAAGCUCAGGAGGCUGACAAACCCACAAACAUUUAAGCGCAGAAAGUUGUAUGUGACAGGUCCUGACAAGGAUUAUGGCUGUGUAGAACAACGCAUACCUGACAUGGAACCAGACGAAUAUGCAAGACAGACACAGGAAUUUCUCGCUAGUCUUUGUAAAACGGAUGAAGAACGAGAAAAUCUACAAAUCGCUACCAAAGGGCAAAAUGAUUCUGUUCUCUGGAAAUCAGAAAGAAUCAAGCGACUGACAGCAUCAAAUUUCGGUAGAAUCUGUAACAUGAAGAAAUCCACUAAGCGAGCAAAAUCCGUUGUCAAUAUAUUGUACAGUAGGUUUUCAGGGACGGAGGCCACAAGGUAUGGAUUGGAAAAUGAGCAUAGCGCCAUUCAGGAUUUUGAAGUGAACUUUGGUAAGAAGGUGGCUCGCUGUGGCUUAUUCGUCGAUAAGGAACACCCAUGGCUGGCAGCAACACCUGACGGUCUUGUUGGAGAUGAUGGUAUCCUUGAAGUAAAAUGUCCUGCCGUAGCUGCCAGAAUGUCUCCACAAGAAGCAGUGGAACAGAAAAAAGUAACAUUUUGUAACAUUGUGGAUGGUAAAAUGUUUCUGAAGAAAGGACAUGCUUACAUGUACCAAGUGCAGGGACAACUGCAUAUUACCAAUCGUAAGUACUGUUAUUUCGUCCUUUGGACACCACGUGGCUUACUAGUGCAACAAAUUGAAAGAGAGAACAGUUUCUGGAAAGAAAAAAUGAUCAACAAACUGACACAGUUUUACAUGACGUGCCUUCUACCGGAAAUAAUAGAUCCACGUUAUCCUAGGAAUAUGGAAAUCAGGGAACCUGAUAAUACACUGUAAACAAUUGAUGGACAAUAGCCUUACAUGUAAGCCAAAAUUACCACAAACAGUACAGGUAAAUUCCCAUUUUUAAAGAAGGAUAUUAACAACAAAAAUGAUUUCAUAAAGAUUACAGUUAGGCCUAUAGAUUUUUGUUUUCUAGUCCAAUAAACAAUUGAAACAUAGAAAAUUGGCGUACUAGUUUGACGAAAGAUGUUUGAAAUGAUACAGUUAUACAGACAAGUGCCCAGUUGCCAGUUUCCGUGCCAACAGAAAAAAAAACCUUAUGUUUGUGUAUGCUGUGAAAUACUUAAAUCAAUAUAAUGUAACAGUGUAAUUGGCAUGCAGUGUCUUAUAACUUUGCACUUAGAUUAUAUUAUUAUGGGCCGUAUCUCAUUGUGAAUCGUUUUAAAAGAUAUACGUAAAAUGUUUGUUUCACUCUACAUGUUAUAUUGUGCGCUGAUAGUUUACUACUAGUAUCGAGCAGCUGUUUAUUUUUAUUUUUGGUUUUGAUGUAUUAACAUUAGUUUCAUUAUUUGUAUUUGCACCGUAUUAUUUAUCAAGAGUGUUCGAAACGAAAUAAUUUGUUAUACUGAAUCUGAAAUAGUUGUAUGAAUAUAUUUAUUUUUGUAUGUUUAAAUAUGUAAGGUGGAAUAUUUUUUUGUGUAAACAAUUAGUAUGUAUGUUCAGAGCUAUUGUAUUGUAGCUAUUGUCUCAACAGUUUCAAAACAUUAAGCCAGUUUUUUACCAUUUACUUAAGCUGAUUCAUGGUGACAACUGUCUUAUUUUGUGGUACAAAUUACAUAGAUGUAUAACCUGUAGUAAGAAUGAACAUAACAAUUCUCAUAGAUAUAAAAUGUAAAUAAA
Messenger RNA from Bacillus rossius redtenbacheri, 5513 nucleotides. RefSeq lists its product as uncharacterized. Bases 233 to 1360 code for a protein of 375 amino acids. The transcript is spliced from 3 exons. The record is from RefSeq and is a predicted model, not a curated record. NCBI's taxonomy places the organism in Eukaryota, Metazoa, Arthropoda, Insecta, Phasmatodea, Bacillidae.